AUGAAUUCUAAAGUGUGUGAAUCAAUUAAUUUGAUCGAUAAAUUUUUUGAUGAUGAUCCGAAAAAAUCGGGAGAAUUUAAUUCUUUGGAUUUAUUAAAAUUGUAUUGCCCUGAUAAUACCUGUAGUAGUGAUGAAGAAAAAAUUACCUCUGGUUUUAUAAUGUUACUAAAUAAGCUUGAAAAUUUAGAAAGUGAUGAAAUUGUUCAAUACGCUAGUUUAUGGUUAAGUCAUAAACUAAAUCAAAAAAAACAAAAUGGAACGACCAGAUUAGACGAUUUUUAUACUAAACAUAUAGAAACAAAUAAUUGUUAUAAGGGGAAUAUACCUAAUAAUAUUAAUAUGGAUGAUAUAGGAAAUAAAAUAAAAUCGAUAGAUAUUGAUAUUAAAGAUAUAUCUAAUUUUUAUGAUGCAUUUAAAUCAUUAUGUAACAUGUAUAGUGAACGUGAUGCAAUCACCCAAUGCAAGAUAUGUUUAGAAAAUGCUGGAGAAUUUUUUGAAAAAUGUGAAAAAGUUAAAAAUGCUUUGGAUUUUAAUAAAGGAAGUUCUUAUUUACAACUAUGGUCUACUUUAUCAAAAGAUUAUAAAGAAUUUGAAAGUAAUUAUAAUAGUAAUUGGUGUAAUAAUGUCCCAUCAGUUGUAGCAUGUCCACGAAGUCCAGUAACAAAAAAUACACUAAUUACAAUUGCAAUUAUAUUUGUUGCAGCAUCAAUUUUAUUGGGAGUUUCUUAUAAGUAUUCGUUAUUUGGAUUUCGGAAACGGUCUCAAAAACAACAUUUAAGAGAAAUGCUAAAAAAAUAA
This is a messenger RNA of Plasmodium yoelii, 798 nucleotides long. Its product is annotated as PIR protein. The record is from RefSeq and is a predicted model, not a curated record. NCBI's taxonomy places the organism in Eukaryota, Apicomplexa, Aconoidasida, Haemosporida, Plasmodiidae. The transcript has 3 exons. Bases 1 to 798 code for a protein of 265 amino acids.